This is a messenger RNA of Rhizophagus irregularis DAOM 181602=DAOM 197198, 268 nucleotides long. RefSeq lists its product as uncharacterized. NCBI's taxonomy places the organism in Eukaryota, Fungi, Glomeromycota, Glomeromycetes, Glomerales, Glomeraceae. The record is from RefSeq and is a predicted model, not a curated record.
CAGUACACGUAUAAUUCAGGGCAGACGAUAAAAUUAAUUAUGAUCCUGCAAGUAUAUAAUAAUAUGAUCGCACGAGAAAGAAUAACAUUUAACGCAUUGCCGGAUGACAAUGCAAGAAUUGGUUAUGUUCGAGCUCUCGUGGACAGAGAUAGAACUUGGCGCGAAAGAUCGGACAUUAGUCAAAAACUAAUUUAUUGUGGUCUCUACGUGAGCGCCCUUAUUGUACUUGCUGUUCUUGGCUCGACUAAAUUUAAAAACAAUGAAGAAA